Messenger RNA from Equus caballus (horse), 2893 nucleotides. The record is from RefSeq and is a predicted model, not a curated record. NCBI's taxonomy places the organism in Eukaryota, Metazoa, Chordata, Mammalia, Perissodactyla, Equidae.
ACUCGCGGCUCGUUUGUCCGAAGCCCACGCGGGCGCCCGGAGCCGAGCGGCCCCGCCCCGGUUUCCAUAGAAACAGGCACCAGGUGUCUCCAUAGCAACCUUCCCAAAGAUUUCCCACCCUAUCGCUGCCCGCCAUCAGCUGCGCAUGCUCGCCUGAUGACAUCACCACACAGCGCCGCUUGAAGUACUCCCCCUGCCAGCGCCGGAAGUGAGCGGCGCGGCGCCGGAAGUGGCCGGGAGAGGCUGCCUCGUGGAGGAGACGGCAACAUGGGGCAGUCGGGGCGGUCCCGGCACCAGAAGCGCGCGCGCGCCCAGGCGCAGCUCCGCAAUCUCGAGGCCUACGCCGCGCAGCCGCACUCGUUCGUGUUCGCCCGGGGCCGCGCGGGUCGCGGCGUCCGGCAGCUCAGCCUGGACCUGCGGCGCGUCAUGGAACCGCUCACCGCCACCCGCUUGCAGGUCCGGAAGAAAAACUCUCUGAAGGAUUGCGUGGCAGUGGCUGGGCCCCUUGGGGUCACACACUUCCUGAUCUUAAGCAAAACAGAGACCAAUAUCUACUUUAAGCUGAUGCGCCUCCCAGGAGGCCCCACCUUGACCUUCAGGAUCAACAAGUACACACUGGUGCGUGACGUGGUCUCCUCACUGCGCCGGCACCGCAUGCACGAGCAGCAGUUCACGCACGCGCCCCUCCUGGUGCUCAACAGCUUUGGUCCCCACGGCAUGCACGUGAAACUCAUGGCCACCAUGUUCCAGAACCUGUUCCCCUCCAUCAACGUGCACAAGGUGAACCUGAACACCAUCAAGCGCUGCCUUCUCAUCAACUACAACCCCGACUCUCAAGAGCUGGAUUUCCGCCACUACAGCAUCAAAGUCGUUCCUGUGGGCGCAAGUCGUGGGAUGAAGAAGCUUCUCCAGGAGAAGUUCCCCAACAUGAGCCGCCUGCAGGACAUCAGCGAGCUGCUGGCCACGGGCGCGGGGCUGUCAGAGAGUGAGGCGGAGCCAGAUGGUGAGCACAAUAUUACAGAGCUGCCACAGGCCGUCGCGGGGCGCGGCAACAUGCGGGCCCAGCAGAGCGCCGUGCGGCUUACGGAGAUCGGGCCUCGGAUGACGCUGCAGCUCAUCAAGAUCCAGGAGGGUGUCGGGGAGGGGAACGUGCUGUUCCACAGUUUCGUGCACAAGACCGAGGAGGAGCUACAGGCCAUCCUGGCAGCCAAGGAGGAGAAGCUGCGGCUCAAGGCCCAGCGGCAGGAUCAGCAGGCCCGGAACGUCCAGCGCAAGCGGGAACAGCGAGAGGCCCACAGGAAGAAGAGCCUGGCGGGCAUCAAGCGGUCACGCGCCGAUGGGGACAGUGAUGCGGAGGACCCCGGGGCCCCCCCCGAAGAAGAGGGGGCCGGCCAGCGGGAGGAGGAGGAGGAGGAUGAAGCCGAGUACUUUCGCCAGGCAGUGGGCGAGGAGCCUGAUGAGGACAUGUUCCCGACGGCAGCCAAGCGGAGACGGCCCGCUGGACACCCAGGCAAAAAGCAGCAGGGAAAACAGCGGAGGCUGGACCGAGGUGCCACACCCUGCCCAGCCAACUUCUCGGUGGUGGCCGCCCGCACCCUCAACCGCUUCCAGGAGGGCUUUCUGUGGCCCCUCCUAGUGGCUGAGUUCCUGGUGGCUGUGGCCGGCAACAUCCUGGCCCUCUACCGCUUUGGCACCCGGGAGCAGCGCCCGUGGCACCCGGCCGUGGUCUUCUCGGCCCAGCUGGCCGUCAGCGACCUGCUCUACGCGCUGACGCUGCCCCCGCUGGCCGCCUACUUCUACCCGCCCAAACACUGGCGCUACGGGGAGGCCGCCUGCCGCCUGGAGCGCUUCUUCUUCAUCUGCAACCUGCUGGGGAGCGUCAUCUUCGUCACCUGCAUCAGCAUCAACCGCUACAUGGGCAUCGUGCACCCCUUCUUCACCCGCAGCCACCUGCGGCCCAAGCACGCGUGGGCCAUCAGCGCGGCCGGCUGGGUGCUGGCGGCCCUGCUGGCCGCCCCCACGCUCAGCUUCUCGCACCUCAAGAAGCCCCAGCAGGAAGGCAAGUGCACGGUGGAGCAGCCCGGGGCCUGCAUCAAGUGCCUGGGGACGGCGGACGACAGCCAGCUCGAGGCCUACAGGAUCUACAGCCUGGCGAUGGCGGCCCUGGGCGGCGCCCUGCCGCUGCUGCUCACGCUGGGGGCCUACGGAGCCCUCGGGCGCGCCGUGCUGCGCAGCCCGGGCAUGACGGUGGCCGAGAAGCUGCGCGUGGCCAUGCUGGUGGCCAGCGGUGUGGCGCUCUACGCCAGCUCCUAUGUGCCCUACCAUGUCACGCGGGUGCUCAACGUGUACGCCCGGCAGCGCUGGGUAGCCAGCUGCCCGGGCUUCACAGACGCGGCCCAGGCUGAGCAGGCGCUGGAUCUGGGGGCCUACGUGGGCUACCAGGUCAUGCGGGGCCUCAUGCCCCUGGCCAUCUGCAUCCACCCGCUGCUCUACAUGGCCGUGGCGCCCAGCUUGGGCUGCCACCACCAAGGCUGCCUCGGCUGCAGGGGCGGCCAGACCCCAGAGGACGCUGAGAGCUCGAGCCAAGGCCUGGCCCUCAAGGAAACAGCCACCCCCAAAACCUCGGGGCCCCAGUUCCCUGAGCCAUGACCUGGCCUUUCUUGAGCCUCCGCCUCACCACAAGGCGCGGGGACAUGGCACAACAGGGGCUGAGGGAACAGCAGACCCCUGGCCAUCACUUCCUCCCACAAAGAAAGGCCUGCGGUGGGACCAGCAAGUACCCAGGCCGGAGGGGCAGAAGUUUGUGCCCAAGCAGACCAGGCGGGGGAGGGGGAGGGCUGGCCCACCCGCCACAGGGCGAGUGACAUCCGCAAAUAAAUGGGACAGCAUAGGG